AUGAACGUGGCACGUUUUUUACCAGAAAGUUAUGUGCAGAGCUUGGCACAUUUUUUGCCAGAAGAUCGUGUCGAAACGGUCCAUUUUCGACAUUUGAAAGGAUACACACCAGAUAUUAGUGAUAAAGCAUCACGCAAUCCAGCCACACCGGAUGAUCAUUUUCACAUCUUGGCCAAAGGAGAAUUCGGGAGCAUUGUUGCAGCGCUAUUGUAUUAUCCAUCAGUUGACGGAGUGGCAAAUCCAAAUGAACUACCAAAGUUUGAGGCAAAAGAUGAAAAAUGGAAGCGAGUGGUUUGUAAGAGAUACAAUGUAGAGAGAUUGGAGAAGUUAAACGAUGGCUACACGAGGCUAAUAAGAGAGAUAGAGUUUGGCCGUUUUCAUUAUCAUGAAAGUAUUGUUAAAUACUAUGAGGCUUUCCCGGAAUUUGAUGGAACGACUAAAAUAACCCAUUAUUGGUUGGUUUCUGAGCGAAUGGAUUACAAUAUGGAACAAUAUUUUAGAAUGCAAGAUUAUAAAAAGCUCGACCGGAAAACAUUCUUAUAUCUCAUCGGUUCAUUUCUUGCCCAGUUAUUGAGAGGACUUGAUUAUCUACAUCAGAAUGGGACCAUGCAUCGAAAUAUCGAGCCACAGCAUAUCGGUUACAAUCAGCACAGAUCACAAUUGAAAAUCCUAAAUUUUGGCCUUUCACGG
Molecule: messenger RNA, 690 nt
Organism: Mesorhabditis belari
Lineage: Eukaryota; Metazoa; Nematoda; Chromadorea; Rhabditida; Rhabditidae
Source: the annotation of a GenBank genome assembly